Messenger RNA from Theobroma cacao (cacao), 2907 nucleotides. RefSeq lists its product as uncharacterized. Gene Ontology annotation, biological process: protein phosphorylation. Gene Ontology annotation, molecular function: protein binding; ATP binding; protein kinase activity. The record is from RefSeq and is a predicted model, not a curated record. Lineage: Eukaryota; Viridiplantae; Streptophyta; Magnoliopsida; Malvales; Malvaceae.
AUGGCUAAUUACCAAGAAAAGUAUCUAUCUCUUACUCUCUUCAUAGCUUUGUUGGCAUUGCCCUGCAAUGCCAUUUCAGUGCCGAAUAGAGAAGCUGAGGCCCUUCUCAAAUGGAAAGAAAGUCUCGGUAAUCAAUCUAUUCUGCAGUCAUGGGUCACUCCAGCUUCUGCCAAUGCUUCUACUCAAAGUCCAUGCAGAUGGCGUGGAAUAACCUGCAAUAAUGCAGGAAAUGUUAUUGCAAUAAAUCUAGCAUACACAGGUUUGAAGGGUACCGUUGAAAACUUGGAUUUUUCUUCCUUCCCAAACCUUCUUCGGCUUGAUCUCAAGGUAAACCAGCUCUCCGGAAAAAUACCGUCCAACAUAGGCUUACUUUCGAAACUCCAGUUCCUUGAUCUUUCCACAAAUUCUUUAAACAGCGAGCUUCCGGUCUCUCUUGCCAAUCUCACUCAAGUUUACGAGCUUGACAUUUCACGAAACAACAUAACGGGUGAACUAGACCCGCGUUUAUUCCCGGAUGGAACUAGUCGAUCAAAAACUGGCCUCAUUAGUCUCAAACGUUUUCUCCUUCAAGAUACUCUGCUUAGUGGCAGAAUUCCUGAUGAGAUAGGGAAUUUGCAGCAUCUGUCUCUACUAGCUUUGGAUGGGAGUCAUUUCUAUGGGCCUAUCCCUCCAUCUUUGGGUAAUUUGAGCAGUUUAACUGUUCUACGGCUUUCCAGUCUUCAACUUUCAGGUAACAUUCCUGUUAGUUUUGGAACUUUAAGCAAGUUAACUGUCCUGUAUUUGCACAUAAACCACUUAUCUGGUUUUGUACCGGAAGAGUUGGGAAAUAUUUCCUCAUUAGUAGUUCUCCAUCUGGCUGAGAACAACUUCAGUGGUCACUUGCCCCCAGAAGUUUGUGGAGGUGGAAAGCUUGUCAAUUUCAGUGCAUCCUUCAACAACUUCUCCGGUCCUAUCCCAAAGAGCCUGAAGAAUUGCAAGACCUUGUAUAGAGUUCGGCUCGAAUAUAAUCAACUUACAGGAAACAUAGCCCAAGAUUUUGGUGUGUACCCGAACCUCACAUAUAUUGACUUAAGUUACAACAAACUGAGUGGUGAACUCUCGCCAAAUUGGGGAGAAUGUCUGAACUUGACACUGCUGAAUGCUGCCGGAAAUAUGAUACGUGGAAAGAUCCCAGAUGAGAUUACUCAGUUGAACCAAUUAAUGGAGCUUGACCUUUCUUCCAACCAAAUUUCAGGAAUCAUUCCUGCACAAGUUGGAAAAUUAUCGAAAUUGUUGUCCUUAAGCCUGAAAGAUAACAAGCUUUCCGGCCCGAUACCUGCAGGAAUUGGAGGACUGCCAAAUUUACAGUCUCUAGACCUCUCAACGAAUAUGCUCAGAGGGCCCAUUCCAUAUCAGUUGGGGGAUUGCUUCAAGCUGCAGAAUUUACGUUUGAACGAAAACCACUUGAAUGGAACAAUUCCAUAUCAAAUUGGUAAUCUUGUUGCCUUACAAGAUAUACUAGAUUUCAGUUAUAACUCACUCUCUGGAGAGAUACCCUCACAACUUGGGAAGCUUACAACUUUGGAAAACUUAAACCUCUCCCACAACAAUCUCACUGGUAAAAUUCCUUCUUCACUGAGCAACUUGAGGAGCUUGGUGGCUGUUAAUCUCUCAUACAACAACUUGGAGGGUCCACUUCCCAACAGCAACAUUUUUCGGUCAGCUCAACCAGAGGCUUUUAGCAAGAACAAAGAUCUAUGCGGUGAAAGAGAAGGUUUAAAACCUUGCAGUCCCACAUCGACAGAGAAGAAAAGUGGAAAUGAUAAACAAAAGGUUGUUGUUAUUGUUGUUGCUUCUUUGGCAAGUAUAUCAAUCUUUUUAAUUGUUUGCAUAUGGAUUUUAGCAUUUCGCCAUCGGAGAUCAGUAAAUCAGUCCCAAAUUGAGGGCAGAGAAAAGCGGGAAAAUCUUUUCUCACGAGGGCAUUUUAAUGGGAAAUUCACGUACAAAGACAUUCUUGAAGCUACAAAGAACUUUGAUGAGACGUGCUGCAUUGGAGUGGGAGGAUUUGGAAAAGUCUAUAAAGCAGAAAUGCCAGAUGGUCAAGUAUUUGCUGUUAAGAAGUUGAGUUCCCAUGAUGAGAUGGAGAUUGGGGAGGUGAAAAGUUUCAAGAAUGAGGUUGCAGCUCUGACAGAGAUAAGGCAUCGAAACAUCGUAAAGCUCUACGGGUUUUGUUCUGAAAAAAGACAAUUUUUUUUGGUGUACGGGUUUAUGGAAAGGGGAAGCUUGGCUAAGAUCUUGAGCAAUGAUGUCGGAGCCAAGGAAUUAGACUGGACGAAAAGGAUUCGAGUUAUUAAAGGGGUAGCUCAUGCUCUAUCUUAUAUGCAUCAUGAUUGUGUUCCACCAAUAAUUCAUCGAGACAUAUCGAGCAAGAAUAUCUUACUGAGCUCUGAAUUUGAGGCCUGUGUAUCGGAUUUUGGCACUGCAAGGUUGUUGACUCAUGAUUCAUCCAACUGGACAGCAGUUGCAGGAACGUAUGGCUAUGUUGCCCCAGAGCUUGCUUACUCUAUGGCAGUCACCGAAAAAUGCGAUGCAUACAGCUUUGGUGUUUUGGCACUAGAAGUUCUGAUGGGAAAGCAUCCUGGGGAACUUAUAUCCUAUCUACAUUCAUUCUCUGAUCCAAGAAUCGGCUUGGCAGAUGUCUUAGAUCCUCGUCUCUCUCCUCCUAUAGGCCGAAAACUUGAAGAUGAAUUAUCGUUCAUGUUAAACCUUGCUAUCUUAUGUUCACAUGCCAAUCCCCAAUCUCGACCAACCAUGCGUAGUGUGUCUCAGCAGCUUGAAGCAGGCUGUUUCUAAUAGAGAUAGGAAUUCCAUUGCAUGUAUCUAAGCUACAAACAAGUGAAUAACACUUCCUCAUGUUUGGCUUUAUUA